UCUGAGUCACUUUUCUGGGCAAAGGGCUUUGGGAGCCAUCCUGAAGUGAACGGUGAUCAUUUUGACUACAUAUAUGAACGUAUAAUCUGUCACUUUGAUCAGAAAUUCAGCUGCUGAUUCAUCCGGGGUCAACUUCAAGUCAAGAGCUUUGAGAAGGGAAAAGACGGCGGACAGGAUGGAAAUGACUGCUUCCCCUUCUGGUCACAACAUCACUGAUGUUCCUGAUGAAAAUGAAUUUGAGUUUUUUGCGAAGCUAGCCGAGUUGGGAAAGGCUCUGCACAUCAUGUCUCUUGUGGUUUUCAGCCUGGGCAUGGUGCUUGGCGUGUUUGGAAAUGCAGUGGUUAUCUGGGUGACGGGUUUCAAGAUGAAGAAAACGGUCAACACCGUGUGGUUCCUCAACCUUGCAGUGGCCGACUUUCUCUUCACAGCUUUUUUACCCCUGACGAUCGCUUACACUGCUCUGAAUUUCCACUGGCCUUUCGGCAACUUCAUGUGCAAACUGAGCAGCGCCAUCACCUCACUCAACAUAUUUGCCAGUGUCUACGUCCUGGUGGUGAUCAGCGUGGACAGGUGUGUGUCUGUGGUGUGGCCCGUCUGGGCCCAGAACCACCGGAGCGUACGCAAAGCGUCCUGUGUGAGUCUGGGUGUCUGGGUCCUGGCUCUGAUUCUGAGCAUUCCUUCCUUCGUCUUCCGCGGCACAGGACCGGCGCUUCAAAAUGAAAACAUCACCCUCUGCUUCAACCAUUUUGGACUUCCUGAAGACAAUGUAACUCUCUCUGUGGUUCAGCUGAAACAGUUUCGUCAUCAGGCCACGACCGUCACCCGCUUCUUUCUGGGAUUUGUUAUUCCCUUCACUGUCAUCGUCUGCUGUUAUGCUGUCAUAAUCCACCGCCUGAGGAAAAGCCCCACCCUAGCAAGUCAAUCCAAGCGCACUUUUAGGAUCAUCGCUGCCAUUAUCAUCACUUUUUUCCUGUGCUGGGCUCCUUUCCACAUCUUGACUCUAAUUGAGUUGGCAAACUUCAGUGCUGUCAGUCUCGAUAAAACCUUGGUCUUUGUCCUCACUGUUGGAUUCCCGAUAGCCACAGGUCUGGCUUUUCUGAAUAGUUGCGUCAAUCCUCUGCUCUAUGUGUUUGUGGGCCAAAAUUUCAAGGACAGAGUCUGCAAGUCCAUCCUGAAUGUACUGGAGACUGUUUUCCAGGAAGAGGAGACAAACUCUCAAAGUUACCUGAAAUCUGAAGAAAGCAGCCACAGCAGGGAAAAGUCACAAGCUAACACUGAGCUGUAAGAUUUAACAACAGACAGCCGGAAAAAAUACAAAUAAAAUGUUGUUGAGUUUUCACAAGGUGUAUAUACUAUUGUUCUAGUUGCUGAAUUUCAUGCUUUGUUCACAGCUAAAAUAAUUCAAGUAUCAAAAACUGUUAAAGCGAACUUGACAUGCUGAAAUGCUUUGCUUUGGGAAACGUUUUGAACGAGACCAAGUAGAUGCAGAAAGUCUCUGUGGUUCUGGUUCUUACUGAUGGUGAAAAAGGUUGCUCAACACCUUAUUUACUUAACUUUGUGGUUAGAUGUGUGAAAUGCUCAUGACAAAUCUCAUUACGGAAGACAUGAUGAAGUUUCUGCGUGCCUCAAAAACUUCCUGAGAAACGAAUUCUGUGAAGAUUAUUUUAGGCCGUACUAUGGUGUAUACAUGAGCACUGGGUUUUGUGAAAUGUAAAUUUGGACAGGUCAUAUAACCUUUGGAAAGCGUCCUGUCAUUUUUGGGUGUUGCUAUCAGG
Salarias fasciatus (jewelled blenny) is the source of this 1775-nucleotide messenger RNA. Its product is annotated as chemokine-like receptor 1. Gene Ontology annotation, cellular component: plasma membrane. NCBI's taxonomy places the organism in Eukaryota, Metazoa, Chordata, Actinopteri, Blenniiformes, Blenniidae. The coding region runs from base 176 to 1285 and encodes 369 amino acids. The record is from RefSeq and is a predicted model, not a curated record. The transcript has 2 exons. Gene Ontology annotation, biological process: inflammatory response; complement receptor mediated signaling pathway; phospholipase C-activating G protein-coupled receptor signaling pathway. Gene Ontology annotation, molecular function: complement receptor activity; G protein-coupled receptor activity.